AGGAGAAGAAGAAGAAGUAAAGGAAGAGUGGACAGUGUUGCAGACGGUCUCAGAAUGUUUGGAAACGUUCUGCUCUUGCUGUUUCUCUUCAUUAAUAUCUACAAUGACCCUGCUGAUGCACAGAAGAAAAAAGAGACUCUGCUGUCAGAGAAGUUGACUCAGAUGAUGGAGUGGACCUCCAAGCGAUCAGUUAUCAGGAUGAAUGGGGAUAAAUUCCGUCGCUUUGUGAAGGCUCCUCCCAGGAACUAUUCCGUGGUCAUCAUGUUCACAGCACUGCAGCCACAGAGGCAGUGUGGGGUCUGCAAACAAGCUGACGAGGAGUUCCAGAUGCUGGCUAACUCUUGGCGUUAUUCCUCUGCAUUUACAAACAAAGUCUUCUUUGCAUGCGUAGACUUUGAUGAAGGAUCCGACGUCUUUCAGAUGCUCGGUAUGAAUUCUGCUCCGACCUUCCUCCACUUCCCAUCCAAAGGAAAACCUCGCAAGUCUGAUACCUAUGAGCUGCAGGUCAGAGGCUUUGCAGCUGAGCAGCUGGCCAGAUGGGUGGCAGACAGGACUGAUGUGCAGAUCCGCGUCAUUCGCCCUCCCAACUACGCAGGGCCUCUCCUGCUGGGUUUCCUCCUGGCUGUGAUUGGAGGACUGGCAUACCUGCGAAGACACAAUUUGGAGUUUCUCUUUAACAAGAAUGUGUGGGCCUUCUCUGCACUGUGCUUUGUCCUGAUCAUGACCUCGGGCCAGAUGUGGAACCACAUCAGAGGUCCGCCUUAUGCACACAAGAACCCCAGCACAGGGCAAGUGAGCUACAUCCAUGGAAGUAGUCAGGCCCAGUUUGUGGCUGAGACUCACAUCAUCCUCCUCUUCAAUGCUGCUGUUACCAUGGGAAUGGUGCUGCUGUGUGAGGCCGCCACCUCUGACAUGGACAUUGGAAAGAGGAAGAUCAUGUGUGUAGCAGGUAUUGGUCUGGUGAUGCUGUUCUUCAGCUGGUUGUUGUCCAUAUUCAGAGCAAAGUACCAUGGAUAUCCAUACAGCUUCCUGAUGACUUAGAGCUCAACAAUGCCUCCAACUUUAAAGCAAGUGUGAACAGGGAGUUCCCCAAAAUGCUGUCAACAAGCAGAGUACUGUCCAUGGAAAUGCCCCUUUUCUGCUGGCUAACCAAUGGCUUUUCUGUCAUCUGUUGAGCCACAAGUGUGUGUGUCAACACACACAUACACACUGUGCCUUCAAAGACUCACCAAGCAAUUAACUUGCCAACAACAGAGCAACAACCAGUAUGCAUUCUACACUGUGCCAAAAGCUGGUGUCUUUCAGUCCAGGUCCUACUGGGCACAAAUCUGUCUGCUUCUUAUAUUUAUGAACUUCCUAUGGGAGCCGUUAUCAGAGGGUUCUUAGCAUUCUGAAAAUCUGUAAUUUUGGUAACAUCUUAGACAGCUCUAGUCCUAGGAUGGUAAUAAAUGAAGGUUCAAUUGUGACUAUUUUCUGUGGUAGUACACAUACUUAGUAUCAACUCAUCAAAAAGCUUUUUAUUUAGAAAGAAUCAACACAUUUAAAGUGUUCCCUUAUAAGUAGAAGCACUUGUUAAUCGCAUGAACCCAUUGAAACUCAGAAACAAAGGUAUUUAUUGCGGGCAACUUCACUCUCAAUAUUUAUUUUUGUGCCUUAAAGUGCCCCGUUACUGGGCUGUAGGAUGACAUGUCCUGAAGAAAGAACUAAUAAUAAAGUCAUUAUUUGUAAAGUGAUUUGUAUAACUCUUAAGGCAGUCUGCAUUCAUUAGUAAUCCCACUCAGUGGUGGUCAGUUUAUAACAAGUUAAAGGAUGCAAUGACCUGAGCUAAAGGAAUAUCUGUUUGGGGGGAAAAGACCAUCUAUCUACCUAUCUAUAUAUCAAAUAAACGACCACCACCUGGUGGAUACACAAUUAAUUGAAAUUGCCCUUUCUAUGUUUUUUAAAUCAAACACUCAGGGUUAGCUAUGAACCAUUUUGUAAUCCAGUAGUUGAAAGUAGGUUAAGGGAUGAGAGUUUUAUAAAGUGUACCCCCAACCCAAUUCAUCUUCAAAUAGCCAACUAAGAAAUAGCAGUUUGGAGGAGAAAACGGUUGAGUGGAAAAAUCUACUAAGAGUACACUAUAAAUCUUGUUCACAUAUUUUCUUUUCAGCUGUAAUAGGUAUAUAGUGAACUGUUAAAAUGGAAAAAGGUACAGAUGGCAACUUAACUACUUUCUCUUAAUGUUGUCACUUAAGAUGAAGCAAGAACAGCCUUCACUGGGAGUGGGAUUGUAGACAAACUCAUUCAAAAGGAUACCCAGAAGUACAAACCAUGUUGUGUAAAACAAAGUGCUUUGAAUGUUUGUGGUUACUUGAGGUGAUUUUUUCUAAUAUUAAAGUGCCUUAACUGAC
This is a messenger RNA of Notothenia coriiceps (black rockcod), 2390 nucleotides long. RefSeq names its product magnesium transporter 1 (gene magt1). Gene Ontology annotation, cellular component: oligosaccharyltransferase complex. Bases 55 to 1041 code for a protein of 328 amino acids. NCBI's taxonomy places the organism in Eukaryota, Metazoa, Chordata, Actinopteri, Perciformes, Nototheniidae. The transcript has 10 exons. The record is from RefSeq and is a predicted model, not a curated record.